Messenger RNA from Cydia pomonella (codling moth), 771 nucleotides. RefSeq names its product putative HTLV-1-related endogenous sequence. The coding region runs from base 1 to 771 and encodes 256 amino acids. Lineage: Eukaryota; Metazoa; Arthropoda; Insecta; Lepidoptera; Tortricidae. The transcript has a single exon. The record is from RefSeq and is a predicted model, not a curated record.
AUGGCGUCGGCGAGCCUGAAGGCAUGGAUGGCCGCAUUCGUCCGUAUCUCCUCCCACAUGAUGGGGAUACCCACAGAGCUGCAGCCCGAGAACGCCUCCUUCCUGGAGUUUCUUCGAGAGCACCCGGCUCUAUUGAGGCCCCCGAAGAGGCCACGAGAGAGCCCCCAAGAAACGCAAGCUACAAAGAGGCCGUGCUUCAAAUCAACACCAACCAGAGACCCCAGGCUGCGCCGCCGUUCCAAGUCAGCGGACGGAGGGCCAGCCCAACCAACAGCCCCAGCCCACGCCCAACCUCCCACGGCCGCCGCCCCCUGGAGGCCCCUGUCACCGUCAGAUCCGAUGGCUAGAUGUGGGCUCAAGGGGGUGGUGCUCAGGAACUUGGACAUCGCCCCGACCGCCACCACAUCGCAGGCACCGCAGGACCGCCCUGGAAACACCAGCGAGUACAGAAACACCGGGCCCUCCGCCAAAGGCCCCAACCAAAAAGAAAGGGACAGCACCCGCAGCCCCCGCUCACACCCCUGCUGCCCUCCCGCAAGAGGGACCGAAGCCUCAACGCCCGGACCCCGGCAGGAGACAGACACAGAAGCCGGGCCCCACACCACCGGGGCCCCAACAAGAACCCGGACGAGACGUACAGGUCACGGGAGAACAGAGGCAGAAGGGCCCGCUCGCUCCAGUAGAGCCCGAACAGCCUCCGCCAACCCCCGCACCGACAGCCCCACAGGAUACACGGACACCAAUGACCUCAUAUGCUGCCACGGCAUCUAA